Molecule: messenger RNA, 2250 nt
Organism: Naegleria lovaniensis
Lineage: Eukaryota; Heterolobosea; Eutetramitea; Acrasida; Naegleriidae
Exons: 2
Coding region: 1-2250 (749 amino acids)
Molecular function (GO): protein binding
Source: RefSeq, a predicted model, not a curated record
AUGUCCUCCAUCGGCGCCAUAACAUCGCAUGCAACCUCGACUCGGAAUGAGAGAGAUAGUAAGGCUGGUCAUCAGCAACAACAACAUCAGAGAACACAGAAUGAAAAUUCAUCGACGAGGCCAGCAUCGGCAUUGGUUUCAUCCAUGCGGGAUGUAAAGACUCGAUCCAGAGGCAGCAGUAAUGUAACGUUUAAGGAGGGCCAUGAAGUGUUGGAGGGACCUCCUGCUACGACAACAGCAACCCGAAAUAAUAGUGCUAAUAUGAAUAGUAGCAAUGGAGCAGCUAAUAAUGCAGCUCGGAAUCAAGGUACACCCUCACCGCAACAACAACAAGGUGUACCUUCGUCGAGUAACGCUUCGUCAAUGAUGCCGCAACAUUCAUUAAUCUCAAGUCACUCAUCACGACAAAUGCAACAUCAUGGUGUGGAACAACCUACUGGAUCGUCUAAUCGAUCUCGAUUGGAUAUUAUUAGUGAUGUUGGUGGCACGCAAAUGAAUUUAGAGAAUACACCAAAAGUCGCUCAUCCUCUAAUACCAACUCUGCAUGAACAACAACAAUCAAAAGUGAAUAGUGAGCCGAAAUCUCCGUUGUUGGGCGGGCCUUUGAUAGAAUUUGACGAGUUACUGGAGUUUGUCAAGAAAAUUGUGAGCGUUAGUGAGGCAUUGAAAGACUCAAAAUUGAAGAAAAAUGGGAAUGUGAUUCAUAUUCGGCUGCUGCAUAUCGAGGAUGAGGUGACACACUGGGGAAGAGAUUUAAUUAAACAAUCGAACGACAAACAAAUAGGAAAAGCUCUCCAGUUACUCUAUCAACAAUUAACAAAAGUAUACACCCUCCUUUCCAAAAUUCAACGAUGUAAAUGGUUUGUAGAUAUAAGAUUCUCAAAGAAGGCAAAAAAGCUCACAGAAGAACUAGACAAUGUGACGACCGUGUUAGGAGUGAGCAUUACCUAUUUCAAGGCACAAACUGCCUAUUCCAACGUCCAUAAAUUAGGAAUUGUGUCAGGAUAUCCAGAUAUUGAUAUUUUUGACCUUGAUGACAAGAAUAAUCUUGCUUUGGCAGCUGACAGAUUUUACAUGGGCCAUGGUGUGACGCAGAAUUUUGAGAUGGCUUAUCGACUCUAUUUACAUGCAGCACGAUUGGAAGAGGCACGGUCACAAUACAUUGUUGGAUCCAUGCUCAUUGAUGGUGUUGGAGUUGAAAAGGAUUCUCGACUUGGUGUUAAAUGGAUUCUUAAAUCAGCAUCUCAGGACUACCCCGACGCUCUGAAUCAAAUGGGAAUUUUCUACGAGACUGGUUUCAUUGUGGAACAAAAUUUUGAAACAGCUGCCAAGUUUUACUUACGAUCUUCUCAUAUGGCUCAUUUGGAUGGUAUGACCAACUAUGCUGCUCUUCUUUUGCAAGGAAAGGGUGUCGAAAAGAAUCAAAAGAAAGCAGCAUGGCUUCUAAAAAAGGCAUGUGAAAGAAAUUAUGCCAAAGCACAAAACGAGCUGGGUGUCAUGUACUACAAAGGAUUGGGAGUUGAGGAAGCCCCGGAUAAAGCUGUCGAACUCUUUACGCAAAGUGCUGACAAGGGAAAUGUGUAUGCUCUUAAUAAUUUGGGAAUAGCCUACGAAGAAGGAAAAGGAGUGGUUCGUGACUAUGCAAAGGCCACUAUUUGUUACGAGAAAUCUGCGAGACUUGGUAAUAUUAACGGUUUGAAUAAUUUGGGAUACAUCAAAUUGUUACAGAAACAAUAUGACCAAGCAUUGGAUUUGUUGCACGAAGCCUCAGAUCGAGGCAGUGUGGAUGCCAUGUAUAAUAUUGGAAACAUGUACAGGUUAGGAUUAGGUGUGACUGCUGACAUUACGAUUGCUUUCAAAUUCUUCUACAGAGCUGCUACAUUGGGACAUGUCAAAUCUCAGAGGAUUGUGGCUGAUGUUCUCUAUUCGGGCAAGUAUGAACCCAUUCCAGCCAACAAGAAGGAAGCAGCAUCGUUUUAUUAUAAGGCAGCGCUUAAUGGAGAUGCUGAAAGCUGCAAUAAUUUAGGAAUUCUGUAUGAAGAUGGUUGCGAAGGUCUACAUAGGGAUGAACAGAAAGCAAUCGAAUGGUUCCGACGAGGAUCCGAGUUGGGAAGUGACAAUGCCAUGUACAAUCUUGCAACCAUUCUGGAAAGAAGAAAUCAACAAGAACAAGCAACAGCAUUGUUACGGCGUGCAAGCUCUAUGGGCAAUACGAAAGCUAGAGAACGUAUUGGUGUUGUGUUGGAAUGA